AUUGUAUGAAGAAAGCAUUUUGGACUUUAUUUAUAUAAAAUAGAUCAACGAUUGAUAUGACUUAUGAGCUAACUAAAAUACUGUUUAUGGUGUUCAAAAUCCAGAAAAAUUGUUUGAAAUACACUAAGGGGGUGUAUUCAAUAUAACAUUUAAGGUGAUUUGAUUUCUAAUGGAGUUUUAAAUGAUUUUAAUAAAUUGCAGAAAUUUAGGUAGUUUUUGUUAAACCUCUAGAAUAUGACCUAAAACCAUGAGAUUUGGGUUUUAAUUUUUUUAACUAAAAAACUUCACCCAAACACCUUAAAAUCACUUGAAAACUUUAAAACUUCACAACUUAAAAUAUUUUCAAUAACAAUGAAUUUUAGAGUACUCUACGAAAUGUUAAGUUCAAUAACAGUGGAUUUUAAAUGAGUUUUUAAAAUUUAUGUUUGAAUAACAGUGGAUUUGUCAUUUUAAUACAUAUCACCUAAAACUCUCAGUUGAAUACACUUGAAUACCACUUUUCAUAAAUACACAAUUAAAAAUAUCAUAACAUUUGUGUUUAUGUUUAGUAAUUAUUGUUUAGGGCUUUGUAUUUAUGGGUGUAUUUGAGUUUGUAAACUUCUAUAAAUAAUUUAGGAGGAUUAUUUUUGUCUUUUUCAUAACAAUUUAAAUUAUUUAUGAAAAUAAUUAUCAUUUGAAAAGUAAUGUUUAAUUCAAGAUAAAGUUUUUUUUCCUUUCAAAAAUUAUUGAUUCAUUUUGUAUAUUAAACUAAGUUUUAUUCCAUUGAGAAAAAAAUAUUCCAGGAAACUUCUAAAUACUCAGUUAAACAUUGACACUGUUGGUUGAAUACUGCAUGGAAAGAAAACAUAAUAGUACAAAUCUAUGAAAGAUUAGCUUUGAUCCAAAACUCCCAUAACAUUUAAUUGCGGCACGCAAAGCUGCGGCUACAUCCAAUGAAUUUCGGCCUGCCCAGCUAUAGGCAUGUCCACAUACUAAGUCGAGAGCAGACUAAAGCAAUUCACAUCCAAUUACGAUUAUAAAACUAUGGAAUCCAACACUUCAUUUGGUGUUAUAUGAGUUGUUGGAUUGAAAUGGUGAGUGGGGGCUAAAUUAUUCAUUGAUGCUACUUAAAUAAGUGAUUAAUGACUGUUGCGUGAUCAAAAAAGUAGAUUAUUACUUAUUAGUCAAAUAUAGUUGGCAAACCAAAAAAUUUUAGUCUAUGAUUUCCGCUUAAUCAUCAGUUAUUAAAUCUAAGCUGGAAAAAGGUUCAUAUAAGUUGGAAAAAGUUGAUCAUAAUCAGAAUCUGCGUUUGGAUGAAUCAGAUUGUACCCGACGAAUCCUAAUAGAAAAAUUGAGAUAAUGGGUCGGUCAUUUUAUAAAAGGGAUAAUAAAUUAGACGGCCAUAAACUAAUCUUGGAAUCGGAAACACAAGUUGCAAUGAUAUUAAACUAUUGGCUAUGAACUUAAAAUCACAUUAAAAAUACAGAUUGGAAAAAUAAUGGUUAACAGUUUAGAUUAUGACAACGGAUGAUGCAUAGAGAGAGAAUCUUCCGGCCAAGUAGGGAUUGGUUUGCUGCUGGUCAAAAUUCAUUUUGUUUCCCAAAAUCCCAUGUGCACUUUCUCAUUAGUCAAACUUAAAGAUGUUUAAGAUUGGAAAUAGAAUACCAUUUAGUUUCCUAAACAUUUGAGUCAUACUGAUACUGAUCUUUUUUUCAUUUCAGACAUCCUUUUAUCUCGGUUAUAAAAAUGAUUUUUCAAUUUAUUCAAAGGUGAAAUACUAAUGAUCUAUGAAUAUAGGAGCUGGACAAUGAGUAUCAUUGCAUAAGAGCACAUGUAAUAUAAGUGUGAAGAUUGGUACGUAAUAUUUCUUCUCCUUUAUGAGUAUUGCAUAUAUAUAUUCGGACUAUAUAUAAGUAAAUUUCUUAACGUUUUUAUAAUUUUUAAUAAUAAUUAUUCAAUUUAUAUGGUGUCAUCUUUGUGUUGUAUGAUUGAACCAGAAAUUGUCCCAUGACACCUUUUCGCUUGAUAAGAAGGACGCCAUUCCAUUCGCUAUGAUGAGGAACUUCACCUUUAUAUAACUAUAACAAAAGAGAAACGCAUAAGCCAGAAAAGAAUAUUCAUCAUAGAAUACAAUAGAAAAGGUACUUUUAAUUUCGGUAGAAUAUGUAAUUGAUAACUACGCAUAUUAUAUAUCAAGUUCGUCAUCCUAAAUGGUGGUUUGAGACGAUUAUUGAAAGUGACAGUAGCAUCGUCAAACCAAUUUUAUUUCCUGACAUGCUGUUAACUUAACUAAAGAGGUGGUUUAAUGUGAUAUACUUUGUUAGAAAAUGAUGAUAUAUAUCUUGGUUAUGUAAGUUAAAAAAAAAUAUUGUAAUACAUAUUCAUCAUCGACCUUGACGAAAAGACAGUAUUGAUCCAAGUAAGACAUGUGUAUGUAUGACUUCGUUGGCCCUAGCAAUUUGUUAUCUGAAAAAAACUGAUUUGCCAUUAUCUAGUUUCCCAGUUUUUCCUUUGUUUCAAACCGAUGGUAUAUUAUAUUUGUCUAUUCUAGAUUCACUCUAAGUUCUUUUUAAUAACUACGAUUAAUUCUACGUACCGAAAGAGUUGAAUGGAACGAUUAAUUACACCGAAAGCAUAUUACUACAUAGGUUAUAUGACUUUGUAAAAAGUCUAUACUCUAAUAGUAUUCCUAUUUGAAGUAUGUUUUCUUGUAAAUAUGUUCACUCGUGAGAGUUGCAUGUGAGCUUUAUAAGUAUUUAACAAACUUUCGAACGUAUCCUCACAAAGGCUAGUUACGAAGUUAACAAUAUAGAUGCCUUCAAAAUUAUAUUGUAGGUUACGGUCGUUACAGAAGCAUGAUGAACACUGAAUUAUUCAAAAAUGAUUGAUCGCUAGAUUACUACAAAUUAAAUAAAUGAUCGGUGACCGUGUUCGAAGGGAGAAGAAGAGCGAGCCAGCACGCAGUUUGCAAACCUCACGUGCGUAAGCCUUCUUGCAAGAUUCUUCUUAGGCCAACAUUAUCAGUUAGUCCCUUAAGGGUCCCUAAGGAGGGGGAGGGGCCACAAAACAUCAGGACCGAGGAAAAAAGAAGAGAAAAAGUUCUUAAAUAAGGGACAAAUGAGGUGAGUCCUUGUGAAUCCUUGUACUAUUCAUUUGGGGACCUUCAUCUGGGGACAUAUUGAUAAUGUUGCCCUUAAAUGUUUCUACAUGCUACUCCUACGUUGCUACUCCUGUCGUUUACACAUUCACCCAUUCAACUACUCGCCGUCUCACCUUCGUCACAAAGUCAUUUCUAUUUCCUUUUUUUUUUAAUAAUCUUUUACUCAUUUAUCUAUUCAUAUAGUAGGCUUAGAGUCGCUGAUACGUUUUGACAAAUUUCAUUAAAUUAUUUUCAAAAAAUCAUUAGCCAGUAAUUAAACGUUUUGUAGAAGACUAGUGAUAUCUGAGAACUAUGCAAGAUUUUGACGGAAAGUACUAUGUGAGAUCUGAACGUUAACUAAUUAUUAAUUUAUUUUUGUAUAAAUAUUUUAGUUUUCAAUUUAAUUAUAAAAUUAUUUUGACAAGUUAUAAAAAUUAGAUAUGUAAGAAAUAAAAUUAGACAAAUUUGUAAAUUUUCACUUAUCUUAUUGUUAAAAUUGACAUAUUUAUACUAAUUUAUAUCGAAUUAGACCAAAUUAAAUUGAUUUAAUAUGAUUUAACCGAUUUAUAAAUUAGAUUUAAAGAAAAUUGUUUUGGUUAUAAUUUGCCUUACACCGAUUUUUACAACAUUGGUUAUUUCAUUAUUCCAUAACUUUAAAAUUUUCCUCUACAGUAUAAAACUAUCGUUUCGGUCACUACCAAGGCCGGCGUUUAUUCCGAGAUUGAUAUUGGGAAAAUUAUUAACUACACACGCUAAGAAAGUAUGAUUUGUUUAAUAGAGGUUAGUAAAUGAGGUUAGAAUAAUGAGUUAAUGAGUGACACCAAGUGUACAACUAGACAUCACGAUUGUAUAAUUGUCUCCUACAAGUGAGUCAAAGCUUAGGCUUUUGACCGUAAAUAUUUGCCUUCGACGACAAUCUAUUCCAUUUUGGUUCCCUUCAUUUGUUUUGCUGUACAAAACUAAGCAUUGGUAAUUGAUUAGUAAACUCUUAUUGAGCUCGUUAACUGAAAUUCAGUCAUGGAAAAUACGAAAUAAACCAUUAAUUUAUACCGAGUCAGAAACUGACAGCUGUUUAAUUUAUUUGAGUAUUCAAUUAGAGUUUGACGCAAAUCUCUUCAUAAAUUAUUCAUCAAGGUAAAAUAAUUUUAAAAUGGUAAUUAUCAAAAGCCAAAUGAUAGCGCUCUAAACAGAUAUAACAAAUCAAACCAUACAAAAGGUUGAUGAUUUAUUUCCCAUUACACCAGUUUUAACUUCCGUUGAAUAUCUUUUUCAAAUUUAGUUACUACUUGUUUCAUAAGUAUCACUUAAACAUCUUUUAUGUUUACUAAAAAAUGAUUGCGAUGUACUUAUGUUUUCAUUAACUACAACUAGUUAACCAAUAAUAUUUAAAAUAAAUUUAUUUAUUUUUUUUAUUUUUUUAUCAAAAAAAAAGAAUAUUAAUAAGAUCAAUGCAUUGUGCAAUUAAUAUUUAACUGAAAAUAAUUAUAAAUUGCAUUGAAAUUAUAGAAUGAUAUUUUUUUAUGCAACAAAAAAAAAUAUUAAAAUAAUACUUAUUUAGAAAAAGAAAGAAUAUAUUUUUCUAUUUGACCUUAGUAUAUCAAAAGUUUUUUAAAGAAAAGUCUUGUUGUUUCGGAAAUUGUUUUUGUGACAAAAAAACACUAUUUAGGACGAUUCAAAUAUUUAAAGAUGAUUUUAGAAAGAGUCACCAAAAAAAAAUCACCUUUAUUAUAAAAUAUAUAUUUUAUUUAAUGGUAGAUUUUCUUAUAUUUUAGAUGUUGAUUUAAUUGGUAGUUCACUUUCGGAAUCUCUUGUUUUAAAUAUAUCUUUUGAAAGUAUGUAAUUGUGGUUUUUAUAUGAAGUGUUUUUAAUGUUUUGCAGUAUUUUCUGGUGUCCAUUUUUAACUUCUUCAAAGUACAGUAAGUUUUUUUUUUAAAGCUAAAGUUUUGUUACAUUACUAUUCUACGUUUAAAACAAGAAUUAAUAUUGUAGUUGCACCCAAGAAAAUCAAGAAUUAAUAUUGUUGACUAAUACUCCUUCUGUUUCAAAAUACAUGAAGUUUUAAGAUUAUGCACAAUUAUUAAGAAACUUAUUUUUUAUCUUAAAAAUAUCAUUAAAAUAUAAAUUAAAAGUUAUUCAACCAAUCACAAAACAGACUACAAAAUAUCAUUGGCUACACAGUUUUUGAUAAAGUGAAAAAAUGCAUUGAUAUAUGAAAGCAUCAUCUAUUUUGAAACAUCAAAAACUCCCUAAAAUAUCAUUUAUUUUGAAACGGAUGGAGUAUUAAUAAUGAAAACCCUUUAACAAAAAAAAUUGUUGACAAAUAAUAAAAAGUAAUAUAUUAUACUAUGGAACUAGACCUACCCGUCUUCCACCGCGAAAUUAUUUAAAACAAGAAGAGAGUACAGAGAAAAACGAUUACCGAUCGUUUAGGUAAAAAGUGAUAUCUACUUUUUUAACCUCAUCAAUAAAAAGUUGACUAUAAAUAAACAACAUUACUAUUUCCUCUCAUAUCUCUCCCUUGCCAGACGGCGUUGCCUUACAAAAUCCUGACAAGAGAAACAGAAGGAGAGCUUUCAGACCAUAUAUUAUUUUACCAUUCUACCCUUCAUAACUGAUAACUGCAAACACGGUUUUGUCUUCUUCAUCCUUCUUUGUUUUACAUUUGUAAUUAGUAGUAACAUAAAAUAAAACUCCGACGAAGAGAUAAAUGAUCGACACUGGAAGAUACCUUAUCGGCACCGCCGGUGUUAGCGGCUUCGGCUCGAAAUCCACCGCCGAUGAGGUAACCGAGAACUGCGACCUUCGUUCCACAACAGCGAUAAUCACCGGUGCGACGUCGGGGAUCGGAGCAGAGACGGCGAGAGUGCUGGCGAAACGUGGAGCGAGGUUGAUAUUUCCGGCGAGGAACGUGAAAGCGGCGGAGGAAGCGAAAGGGAGGAUCGUCUCUGAGUUUCCGGGGACGGAGAUCGUCGUAAUGGAGCUUGAUCUCAGCUCUAUGUCUUCCGUACGGAGCUUCGUCGCCGGUUUUGAAUCUCUCCAUCUGCCUCUCAACCUUCUCAUAAACAACGCAGGCAGAUUGGCACAUGAACAUGCAAUAUCAGAAGAUGGGAUCGAGAUGACCUUUGCCACUAAUUAUCUUGGCCAUUUUCUCUUGACCAACCUGUUACUGAAGAAGAUGAUCCAAACGGCAGAAGAAACCGGAGUUCAAGGAAGGAUCGUUAAUGUCACGUCCGGUAUUCACGGUUGGUUUACCGGCGACUUGAUUGAAUAUCUCCGGCUUAUUUCCCAACCUAAGUGUCAAUUCGAUGCGACACGUGCGUAUGCUCUCUCGAAGCUUGCCAACGUUUUGCAUACCAAGGAGCUCUCUUCUAGACUCCAGAAAAUUGGAGCGAACGUGACGGUUAACUGCGUACACCCAGGGGUUGUAAAAACCCGGUUAACAAGAGACCGGGAAGGCUUAUUGACAGAUCUCGUCUUCUUCCUGACAUCCAAGCUUCUUAAGACCGUUCCUCAAGCAGCAGCAACGACGUGUUAUGUGGCAACGAAUCCAAGGUUGGUGAAUGUAUCGGGAAAGUACUUUACGGACUGCAAUGAAACGACACCGUCUGGACUCGGAUCUAACUCCUCGGAAGCUACCAAGUUAUGGGCUGCUUCUGAGAUUCUGGUAACUCAACAUCCGAAGGCCGCUUUCGACCCAUUUAGCUAAAGAAAAACUGAACUAAAUAUCUUAUUUUAUAUUCCCGUAGGAAAAAGAUAUAAAUCUAAUUAGCUAAGAAAAAAUAUUAUGAAGUUCAGUUAAUCCUCCGAACUUAUACUGGUAUCAAUCUCUUAACCAUAUGUAGAUGAUAUAUAUACUAGUUUUCUAUUCUAUAGUACUAAUGCGAAACUGAUGUACUUUAUAUAGUAUUUGUUUAUACUAAUCUAAAUGAUAUGAAAAUUAAUAUACUGAACUUCUUUUUCAUAGUUCUUUUUUCUUUGAUUAAUUAAAGAAAGAAAUCAUAUAUGAUGUAAAGCUCAACUUGGGCUAUUAUACUAGCCUUAAUAUAUUAAAAGAUAAGUGGAAAAUCAUAUAAUGUCAAUCAUUAGUUUUCGAAAGUGCUCCGAAGUUAUGCUCAUAGUUUGAUUGACAUAAUUCUUGUGAUUAACACAUUUGGACUGAUCUGAUAGAUCUCUCUUUCAUUUUACUAAAAUAAUCUUUUUGACAUUGACUAUUUCGUAUGUCCAUGUGAGGUACCAAAAAAAAGCCCUGGCUUUCCCAUCACUUUUGGUAGUACGUGGGUGUGAUAUUAUUUGAAUGUUGAUUUAUAAUAAUAUUUGUUUAUACAAAACUAUACUAUUUGAUUAUAAAGCCUAAACAAAAUAUGGAUGUGGUUGAAGAAAUUAACAAAAGAAAGAAAAAUUAAAAAAAAAACAAGAUGUAAAGGGGGAGAAAAAUAUAGAUGAGAAUCGGUCAGAUUAGGGACUUCAAGAUUUAGGUCCAUAUAAAAUGACGCAUGAUAAUACUUUUACGCAUGUGUCUCCAUCUCUUUUCUUUUUCUUUCUAUAAAAGAGACCCUACUAACAUGCGCCAGGGGUUUUCACUUCUUAAAAAGACACUCUCGUGCGUCAUCAAAUUGCUCUGUCCUUAUCGAGUUUUAAUCAUUACAAAAAUUAAAGAAGAAAAGGGCGAAGGUUGGUUCAAAAAAGAGAGAGAGCUUCCAACUUAAACAAUGCACGUACAAAAUGUACACACUCAGUUAGUUAUAAGACCACCUUAGUGUUAUGAUAUUCAGGCAAACAUGUAAAUGUGCGUGAGUUUUUAUCAUUGUUCACGUAUUUUAAGUGUAUGUGUAUGUACUACGUAGUAGCUUGCGCAAUGCACGGGUGCUUGUGCUUAAUCCAGAUUGGUUGAUCUUUCAUUUUUUUGUACUAUUGGGUAUUUUAUUCGUUGAUUUGCUUGGUCGUAAAAUGAAGAGAAAUUGGGAACCCCCCUAUUAUUCGAAACUUAAGUUUUGGGCUGAUCUAUAAAACACUAUUUCCUAACCUAGGUGGCUAUAAUCUAUUAUGGGCUUAAGGACUAAUAUUUAGUAAACUAUUACAAGCCCAAUGAGUAUUAAACCGUUGUGGAUUCAUUUUCUCCAAGCUACCGUCGUAAUAAUAUCAAGAUGAUUACGGAUUAUAGAACUCUCUACAGAAAAUGGACUCGUGGAAUUAAUCUUUUCCUCAUUACGCUGAUAGUAAUAACCGAUUUACGCUAACCAGCACAAAUAUGAUACACUAUAUACAAACUCUCAAAUUUUAAUAGAAUCUUACAAGUACAGAAUCCAUAUCUCCCAGUUAAAGUGUCUUGUUUUGAAAGAACGCUAUGAUAUUACGAUAUAGGACCAUAAAUUGUGGAAGAGAACAUCUAGAAACAUAUAAAAGAUCAUGUAGACUAGUUGCACGAAACCCACAAAGCCGGCCUUGGAAUUUUGGAGGCUAUAGACGGUUUAUAAAAGAUUUCUAUAAUUUGAGGACUUAAAUUUUUUAUACAAAUUUAGAAACUUAUUUAUAUAUAAUUUUUUUCAAAAAAUUUGAAGGUUCGAGGCGAAUUUUUCAUCCGACUUGUCUUAUCCGACUUAGACAAAGACCGGUCCUAUUAGUGAGUACACCAUGACCGGCAUAAAAAAAUCUGGAAACAUAGUUCCCAUGUACCCAUAUCCGAUCUAUACGAGCUAUCAAACAUUUUAUAUAAUCCAACUGAAAAGGCAUAGCUUAGCUCCAAGUAUUCAACAAAGAAGAUACACAGGUAAAAGUUAUGAUGUUGAGGAUUUGCAUUUGGAUAACAAGUUGUUCAGGUGCGGGUUUGUCCACAAGCGCUGACAUGGACCGCACUUUCAAAUAUGCUAUCCACGCACUUCAUGGGACCCAAAAGUAAAUCCAACGGUUCAGAUUCGGUGGACCUUUUCGUCGGCCAGAAUUAUCAGCAAAGGCACGCGUAUGAGGAAACGCGGGACCCAACUCCACCGGCCACAAUUCGUAAUUACCGUUCAUUAAUCAGCACCGGUCAACUCAAGUUACGACACUUGUCACCAUCUAUGAUACUGAUUUAACAAUUGAAAUUAAUAUUUUAUUUACCGCAUAAGUUAAUUUAAUUGGAGGUGUUUAAAAAAAAGAGAAGUUAAUUUAAUUGGAGCAAAAGAUAAUUUUAAUUUGACAACAAAUUUAAGGAAGAAAAUUUAUACUGGAUACUAAUUUUAUUGUAGUAAUUACCCUUUGAUUUAAUGUAUUUGGUAACUUCAUUGGUGAUGAGAAUAUAACAAAUACUGAAAUAAGAGAGCGUGGAACAUGGAGUGAAGGAAAUUAGGUGUUCCUGAGCUGUUUUGUACACUUAGAUAGCUCACGUGGCGAUGACACACAGGCCAUGUUAAUCUGGGACCCCGACUAAUCGAACACACUGUCAUGAUUACCGUCCUUGGGAGUAGAUGGGGACUGUCCAAUGAAAUCGGUUUUAACUCGUGCGAUACAGGUUAUUAUAGCCUAAUUGGAAUCUUAAGACACACGUGAAAGACGGAUAAUAAUAAGUGUAUGAAUAACACAUAUGAGCUUUUUAAUCUGGGGCAUGUGAAACCUUUAAGGGCGUAUUUGGCUCUAUAUUCUUAACAUUCUACACAUAAUAUUUGUGUUUUUAAUUAUUUGUACGCAAGUGUCAAGAAGGAUGUUGUAUGAAAUGUGUUCAUUUUGUUUUGUUUGAUUUUAAAAAUAAAGUCUAUUCGUCAGUGGAUGGUCAACUUAUUAUGUACUUGAGUUUUAAUUCCACCGUACAAUUAUGAUACUAAUAAAUAAACUUUAUAUCGUGAUAAAAAGUUUAUACCUUUUAUAGCUCUUAGAACUUUUUUAAAAAAUUCUUGAGUUUGAUAAUUGUUUUAUAAAGAUAGUUCUUCUAACACGAUAGUUAGAAAAGAAUGACACAGAAAUCUCCAUGCAUAACGCUUUUGCCUUUAAAAAGAAAGAAAAAAUAUUAGAUGAUAAAACAAAAUUACAGUAGAGAAAAAGUAUUACAUUCUGUUAUGCUAUGAUGCAGCAUACUAGUUGCACUGAUGCAUUGUACUUGUAAAGUAAUAUGCUACUAGAAAUUGAUCCGUGCGACCGAACAGAUGUUUAUGUAACGAUUUAUGUAUAUCAUAUAUUUUGUUACUGUAUCGUGUUAUAUAUAUAUAUAUUUAUUAAAUAUCAGUUGGAACAGUUAUGUAACUAUACAAAAAGAUUGGAUGUUUUAUAUAUAUAUAUAUAUAUAUAUAUUAAUAUACUAUGUUAGAUCAAAUUUAUAUUGACAUUUAUUUCAUAUUUAAUUGUAUGAUUGAAAUGUAUUAUUAGUAUAUUAUGUGUUUGGAUUAAACUAAAAAUAAGUUACAACUAUUCUAAAAAUCCAAUUGGACGGGACAUAAAUUGACCCGUCUAUUUUAACUAAAAUCAUGGGAAUAAAGUUAAUUUUAUAUUCAAAAUAUGAAGGUGACAUUGAUGGAAUAUUCAUUUUUUAUUAAAAAAAUUGAUGAUAAUAUUCCAAAAAUUUAUAAUAAAGAAGUUUAAAA
This is a messenger RNA of Brassica rapa (field mustard), 10668 nucleotides long. Its product is annotated as short-chain dehydrogenase TIC 32 B, chloroplastic. NCBI's taxonomy places the organism in Eukaryota, Viridiplantae, Streptophyta, Magnoliopsida, Brassicales, Brassicaceae. The record is from RefSeq and is a predicted model, not a curated record.